This is a messenger RNA of Desarmillaria tabescens, 1182 nucleotides long. RefSeq lists its product as uncharacterized. Lineage: Eukaryota; Fungi; Basidiomycota; Agaricomycetes; Agaricales; Physalacriaceae. Gene Ontology annotation, cellular component: ribosome. Gene Ontology annotation, molecular function: structural constituent of ribosome; poly(A) binding. Gene Ontology annotation, biological process: translation. The transcript is spliced from 7 exons. Bases 1 to 1182 code for a protein of 393 amino acids. The record is from RefSeq and is a predicted model, not a curated record.
AUGGCCGAAGUCGAGUCAACGCAACCUCCCGCGACUGGUGAACCGGAGACGAUCAUCGAUGAUGGUGAGGAAGCUGAGACCAAAGAAAUCAUGCUAAUGAAGCAACGAGUGGAGGAAAUGGAAAAGGAAGCUAUGAAGCUUCGAGAGAUGCAGGCUGAGGCAGAAAAGGUUAAUAACGAUGGCAUGGACGCUGGCGUUCCGAUGGAAACAGACGAGGAUAAAGCCGCUGCGGACAGUCGGAGUGUUUAUGUCGGUAAUGUUGACUACAGUGCUACACCGGAGGAGAUCCAGGGUCAUUUCCAAGCUUGUGGAACGAUAAACCGAGUUACGAUUCUGUGCGACAAGUUUACAGGACAUCCGAAGGGUUACGCGUACGUUGAGUUUGCUGAGCCAGAACACAUUGACGCUGCUUUGACCAUGGACAACUCUCUAUUCCGCGGCCGUUUGAUCAAGGUCGGAGCAAAUUUUCCUGUGGCGUGUACAUUGUUACGGCAAAACGGACCAAUGUACCUGGGUUCAACCGAGGGCGUGGUCGAGGUGGGUAUAGAGGAGGCUACAGGGGAGGAUACCGAGGUGGUUAUGGCGGAUAUAAUCCAUACAGAGGGCGUGGCCGAGGUCGUGGUCGCGGGUUUUAGGCUCAAACGGAAGCUCACGUUCUGUGGCGACAUGCUGCCAAACUUCCUUCGUUGGGCGACAAGGUCCAUGUCGACCGCAGCAAAGACAGAGGCGAAGGCGUACCCAUUCUCCAAGACAGCCAUUAUACAUCCUAAACCAACUUCGCAUAUUCCCAAUGCUCUUCGGGAAGGCAAAGGCCUCAUGCCAUACCUUUUCAAAAAUCUCCCUCCACUCGACAAGCAGAAAAUGCUCCGAACAUUAUUCUCCCGCAGGUCUCCCAGUCAAGUGAAGCCAGGCUCCAUCCUCACCGUUACUAUGGACCAUGCGCCAUCCGUUUUUACGGGUGUUUUGCUCUCAAUACGACGACGCGGCCCCGACACAUCCAUUGUUCUGCGCAAUAUUCUCCAGCGAACGGGUGUGGAUAUGCAGAUAUUCGUCAACUCGCCGCAUGUCAAGGAGAUAAAGGUGGUGCGAAAACCUCCAAAGGGCAGAAUGAGAAGGGCGAAGCUGUUCUAUUUGAGGGAUGCACCCGACAAAAUGAGCAUGAUUGCAGGCGCCAAAAAGUAA